Messenger RNA from Anguilla rostrata (American eel), 2156 nucleotides. RefSeq names its product putative adenosylhomocysteinase 3. The coding region runs from base 315 to 2156 and encodes 613 amino acids. Gene Ontology annotation, biological process: L-methionine cycle. NCBI's taxonomy places the organism in Eukaryota, Metazoa, Chordata, Actinopteri, Anguilliformes, Anguillidae. Gene Ontology annotation, cellular component: cytosol. The transcript is spliced from 16 exons. The record is from RefSeq and is a predicted model, not a curated record.
AUAAUGCGUAUAAGGGCGCGCGAUAUGGUUCGGGAUAUGUAGUGUUGUUUGAAACGUAGGCCUGUGCGUUUCUAACUUAUUUGGAAGUAACUGAUAAUUUAUCUUUUCUAUCUAAGAAAAGUAAUCAAUAAAUUUUGAUCCAGCAUUCUGCGCGAAUCGUUAAAGGCAUUAUUUGAACUUUGUUUCCAGCACGGUUCCAGUAUUUUUCCAGUGCAGUGGAGAGACUACAUCUACCACUGUCCUUUGCGUAUACGCCGUCCUCCUCAACUCGUAUCCGUUUGUGUUGGAAAAAAGGACUUUGUGAAAUUGUAGCGAUGUCAGUACAGGUUGUUGCAGCGAAAAUGGCCGAGGUCGAGCUGAACGACAUUCCCACCAAAGAGUUGGUACCUGUAUCCCCAGUGACACCAAAAGCUGAGGAUAAGGGGCUAAACAAAAAUGAAACGAAUCCCGUCGCGGCUACUUCGUCUGUGGCUCCUGCGCCGGAGACUGUGAGAGGGGACCCUAGCCCUUCGCCAACCCCUUGCCCGAACCCCGUGAAGAUGCCGCAGGCGUCCGCUAUGAAGCGAACAGACCCACAGCAAAACGGGGAAGCUUUCCUAAACCGCGAUGGUACGGUAGCCGAAGCCCCAAGGAUGAAAAAGCAGAUCCAGUUUGCAGACCAGAAGCAGGAGUUCAACAAGCGCCCCACCAAGAUCGGCCGCCGCUCCCUGUCUCGCUCCAUCUCUCAGUCCUCCACAGACAGCUACAGCUCAGCGGCCUCCUACACGGACAGCUCCGACGACGAGACCUCUCCCCGGGACAAGCAGCAGAAGAACUCCAAGGGCAACUCCGACUUCUGCAUCAAGAACAUCAAGCAGGCCGACUUCGGUCGCCGCGAGAUCGAAAUCGCCGAGCAAGAGAUGCCAGCGCUCAUGGCUCUGAGGAAGAGAGCUCAGGGAGAGAAACCACUGGCUGGAGCCAAAGUGGUGGGCUGUACACACAUCACUGCCCAGACUGCUGUGAGUAUAUUACACACACUAUCCUGUCUGGCUCCUGGGUCCCCAGUGCGGUGGAGACCUGGCUCUGUGCCAGCAUCGCUGAACUCCACCCAGAACGAGGUGGCGGCUGCUCUGGCAGAGGGAGGCUUCUCGGUGUUUGCGUGGAAGGGGGAGUCGGAGGAUGAUUUCUGGUGGUGUAUCGACCGAUGUGUUAACCUGGAGGGCUGGCAGCCCAACAUGAUUCUGGAUGACGGAGGAGACCUGACCCACUGGAUCUAUAAGAAAUACCCCAACAUGUUCAAGAAGAUCAAGGGCAUCGUGGAGGAGAGCGUCACCGGGGUUCACAGGUUGUACCAGCUGUCCAAGGCCGGGAAGCUUUGCGUCCCCGCCAUGAACGUCAACGACUCCGUGACCAAGCAGAAGUUCGACAACCUGUACUGCUGCAGAGAGUCCAUUCUGGACGGGCUGAAACGCACCACAGACGUGAUGUUCGGAGGCAAACAGGUGGUGGUGUGUGGAUAUGGAGAGGUGGGGAAAGGGUGCUGUGCUGCUCUGAAGGCCAUGGGCUCCAUAGUGUACGUGACCGAGAUCGACCCCAUCUGCGCCCUGCAGGCCUGCAUGGACGGCUUCAGGCUGGUGAAGCUGAAUGAAGUCAUCCGGCAGGUGGACAUCGUCAUCACCUGCACAGGCAAUAAGAACGUGGUGGUGAGGGAGUACCUGGACCGCAUGAAGAACGGCUGCAUCGUGUGUAACAUGGGCCACUCCAACACCGAGAUCGACGUGGUGAGUCCCGCGGGAGGACUGCCCUUAACGGGGGCUGCGUUUACAGUGUUAAUGCCUCACACGCACCACACACGCACCUCUCGUGCACAGUCACGCGAUACAGCAAGUCUGCUGCUCGCUGAGGGUCGCCUCCUCAACCUGAGCUGCUCCACAGUGCCCACCUUUGUGCUGUCCAUCACCGCCACUACCCAGGCUCUGGCUCUCAUAGAGCUGUACAACGCUCCUGAAGGUCGCUACAAACAGGACGUCUACCUGCUGCCUAAAAAAAUGGACGAGUACGUGGCGAGCCUGCACCUGCCGACGUUCGACGCGCACCUGACCGAGCUGUCCGACGAGCAGGCCAAGUACCUGGGACUCAACAAGAACGGCCCCUUCAAGCCCAACUACUACAGGUGA